Messenger RNA from Trichomycterus rosablanca, 876 nucleotides. It is a transcript of the gene ved, whose product is annotated as ventrally expressed dharma/bozozok antagonist. The transcript has 3 exons. Gene Ontology annotation, molecular function: sequence-specific double-stranded DNA binding. The coding region runs from base 1 to 876 and encodes 291 amino acids. Gene Ontology annotation, cellular component: nucleus. Gene Ontology annotation, biological process: neuron projection morphogenesis; central nervous system development; spinal cord motor neuron cell fate specification. NCBI's taxonomy places the organism in Eukaryota, Metazoa, Chordata, Actinopteri, Siluriformes, Trichomycteridae. The record is from RefSeq and is a predicted model, not a curated record.
AUGAAGGGACACUUUUCCGUCGAAUGGCUCUCUCAGAGCAGCCAGGUUCCAUAUAAUUCCCAAGCCAUGAACCAGUCCAGCUCUUGGAUCUCUGCAGCAUUAGAUAGACCCAGCACAUCUGGGACUGUUCCAGAAAGCCUACCUGGUUUCUACAGCAGGAGAGCAGAUAACAUAGAGAAUCAGCGGAUCCAGUCUGAACCAGUAGGACCUACACAAAGCUUUAAUAAUACACCUAAGCAAGAGACUAGAAUGAACAAUGCAGUGACCCUUCACCAUGUACCAGAAUCAGGCUUUAGCAGCGGGACAGAGGAGGAGGAGACGUCUGGGUAUGAGAGUGAAGGUGGACGAUCUCUUUCACCUAUGGCCUCCAAAGAGCCAGCACCUUCAACCUCGCCUGGCACCGGGCGCCGAGCUCGUACUGCCUUUACAGCUGAACAGAUUGAGAGUUUAGAGAGAGCAUUCAAAAGAAACGCUUACCUGGGAGCCCAGGACAAAGCCGAGCUGUGCAAGAGGCUAAAUCUCUCAGAUAAACAGAUCAGAAACUGGUUUCAGAACAGACGCAUGAAGCUGAAGAGGACUGUACAGGAUGCUCUGGCACAUGCCUGCCAGGCCAAUGUGGCAUCACAGCUCAUGCAUUACCCAGAGCUGCAGUCUUACAGGCCAGCACCAUACCCAACUUACUACCCAGCACAAGAGAGUCAUGCACCCUACCUGUGUCCCCCCAACAGUCAUUACACCCCAUCAGUUGUCCCCACUUUGCCUGCCAACACUCUCUACCAGUACAGAUGCCCUCAGGGUCUGCCCAUGGCCCCCAGCAACCAGGCCCUAAUGCAGCCCUACCAGCCGUACCCUCACCAGUACUUUAGCUCACAGUGA